AUGAGUGAGAUUGUUAAAGGUAUAAAAAGAUUUCAUGAGCAAGAUACAGAGAUUAAGAAAAAAAUUUACUCAAGUGAUUUGUAUGUGUCAAAAUAUGCCAACUGGAGAGACAGUUUAAGAUGUAACCUAUUAUCUCCUGAUCCUCGAGAAUUGCCAGACACUUGCAGAGAUAUAAUACUUGAGUAUUGGAAGCAUAUUACGAAGUUGGCAAGUAAAGUUACUGGGUUGUUGUCGGAGGCUCUAGGAUUAGAACAAGACCACCUUAAAAUGAUUUUUACUGAUUUUUUGGAACUUAGUGGUCAUUACUAUCCAGCAUGCCCUGAACCUGAACUAACCUUAGGGACAAGUAAGCAUUCAGACCCGAGUUUCUUUACACUUCUUCUCCAAGAUCAUAUCAGCGGACUACAAAUUCUGCAUCAGAAUCAGUGGGUUACUGUAAAACCCAUCCCGGGAACUGUAAUAGUAAACAUUGGAGAUCUUCUUCAGCUUAUCAGCAAUAACAAGUUCAAAAGCGCUGAACACAGGGUACUAGCCAAUCGCAAUGGACCAAGAGUAUCAGUGGCAUGUUUUCUGAAUACAAAAUCCAGUGACAACACAAAGAUUUAUGGUCCUUUGAAAGAGAUACUAUCAGAGGAGAAUCCCCCUAUUUACAAAAAUAUUAUGAUGAAAGAAUACAUUGAGCAUUACGUUAAGAAAGGACUUGGCGGUGUUUCCGCCCUGGAUCACUUUAAGUUGUCUAGUAAUUAG
Messenger RNA from Papaver somniferum (opium poppy), 747 nucleotides. RefSeq names its product 1-aminocyclopropane-1-carboxylate oxidase homolog 1-like. The transcript has 3 exons. The record is from RefSeq and is a predicted model, not a curated record. NCBI's taxonomy places the organism in Eukaryota, Viridiplantae, Streptophyta, Magnoliopsida, Ranunculales, Papaveraceae. The coding region runs from base 1 to 747 and encodes 248 amino acids.